UCGAGAAGCGUGAAGCACUUUCCGUAGAUUAUUACAACUGCGAUCUGUUCUAGAUCAUCUGUUCAAAAACCAUCAAGAUUUUAAAAAAAUGUUUUCAAUUUUCAAUUUUUUGUUCGUUGCCUUCUUGAUCGGCAGUACUUCUUGUGGGAAAGAACCCAAGGAGAUCGAUCCAGAUAAAAUGAGAUAUAUUGGAGAACCCAUUACAUUCGCCUGUGUACAUUCGUCAAAUCAAACGGAAUUUGAAAUAAUUCGAAGCAAUAAUAAGACUGGAUUGACCGAAUUAGCUCAAAAGCUUAACAAUGGAAACGAUCUAUCAAUCCUUAUUCAUGCGAUUGGGUACGAUGUUGAUGAAAAAGGCUUUGACUACUAUGACGCUCGAGGAUGGUAUGAAGCAUCUGAUACAAAUGUUUGCUAUAUUACAUAUGCGUUUGAAAAUUCAGUGACAACUCUAGCGAAAUUAAUUCCACAUACGAAGAACAUGGUGCAAACGAAUCGAUUUAUAUUUGUAGCGAAACAGGCGCGCGAUCUAGUCUUAAGUGUUCGAAAUUUAAAAGGUAACAUCAAAAGCAUGUCACAGAUCGUGAUGGUUGGUUUCUCUUUUGGGGCGCAUAUCGCUGCAAUCGCCUGUCGAUAUCUCACCGCUAAAACUAAGGAAAAAGUUAAAAUAUUAAUAGGUUUGGACCCCGCCUCUGCAUCACUAUAUCUCCAUAAAAAUUAUUACAUUUCAAAAGGUGACGCUAAAUAUGUGCAGUUAAUUCAUACAUCGAAAGUGCUCGGUACCUUAGAUAGAGCUGGUGAUGUUGAUAUUGUGGUGAAAAAUGGCCGUACAUCAGUUUUUAAUCCACGUGAUAAGCAUGCAUUGGCAACAAGCAUUCAAUCAGCAACUGCUAGAAAGAAACUCAUAAUACGUGCGAAUAUGUGUAAAAAAGAUUUGGAACGGAAUCGAAACGCAAAAAAAGCAGCAGCAGCUUUUGCAAAGAAUCCAGAAGAAUUAAUAACUAAAUUAAAAGAACCAAGUGAUUAUGAAGAGCCUGAACUAAAAGAUAAUCAAUGUCUAGUUGGCGUGUACAGCCAAUUCAAACCGGUGAUGGCCGGAAAAACUUACGAAAUAGAUCUUAAAAAAGAAUGGGAUAUUUUGGACAGCUUGAAGAUGUAGUCAAUCAACAGUUUAACUAUUUUUCUUAUUUUUCAUUGUAACUUUUUUAUUUAUAUUCCGGAAAUAAAAUAAUACAGUGAAAAUGGCAAGUGAAUGCUAUUCAAACUUCGCGCAUUUCAUGGCACCACUUUUUCAUUUAAAA
Contarinia nasturtii (swede midge) is the source of this 1298-nucleotide messenger RNA. Its product is annotated as phospholipase A1 2-like. Lineage: Eukaryota; Metazoa; Arthropoda; Insecta; Diptera; Cecidomyiidae. Gene Ontology annotation, molecular function: lipase activity. The transcript has 6 exons. Bases 89 to 1156 code for a protein of 355 amino acids. The record is from RefSeq and is a predicted model, not a curated record.